Molecule: messenger RNA, 300 nt
Organism: Coprinopsis cinerea okayama7#130
Lineage: Eukaryota; Fungi; Basidiomycota; Agaricomycetes; Agaricales; Psathyrellaceae
Exons: 4
Coding region: 1-300 (99 amino acids)
Source: RefSeq, a predicted model, not a curated record
AUGGUCUUCGCAUCCCGCAACAUGCUUUUCGCUCUCGCCAUGUUGGCCUCUUCGAUCAGCGGCUCUAUGGCCCAGGCGCCCUUGGAUUCCACCUGUCUCGCCACUGGAAUCAACGGUUCCAAGGGUUGCGAGCCCUUUAUCGACGGUUUCUGCGACUACGCUGCCAGCGGAAAGUUCAGGCGAAGGGACAACGUCGCUCGUUGCUACAAUAACGGCGCAGCCAAGUGCGAUCUUACCGUUUGGGCUCGGGACCUAGCUAUAGGUGGCCCCAUCGGACGAAAAGCAUUAGUCGAUAUUUGA